AUCGCUGUGGGUGGCUGGGUAGCCGGCAGCUUCGUUCGUCAGGACCUCAAUACGUAUACGCUCCAUAGUCGUGUGCAGUCUUCAAUGAAUGCGAAUUCGGUGCGCACGUGUUUCGGUUGAUACGCUUCGCUUUGCUACGUAGAGCAUUUUGUUUUGCGGUUUGGUUAACGUCGCGCGUCGCGUAACAAUUUUUGCCGUUAGAUCUGUGACGUCUUGGGCUGCAUUGCUGAACGAACGAGCGGCAAUUAUUGGAAUAGCUAAAGUGCAAACAAAGCGUUUGGAAAUUGAUUUGAUUUUGUGGCAAAUAGCGUGUGUGUGUGUGAAAGUGUAAAAAAAUAUGCACACCGCUGCACAGUGUGACAAAAACUACAAGCUCAACAUUUGAACAGCUGUUGCUGUUGCCCAAAAAGCCAAAAGCAGCUGGCAGCUGUAACUAAAUGCCAGAGCAAUGUAGCAGCAGCAGCAGCAGCAGCAGCAGGCUCAACAAGCAAUAGAGAGAGAAAUCCAAUUCAUCAAAUGCCUCUAAUCAAGCCCCAACCGUAACAAUAAGAACAAAUAAUAAAGCCAAACAAAAGGCAACACAAUAAUAACAAUAACAAAGAGCAACAAAAGCAGCUGGAACAAACGUUGGCAAACAUCAUGUCGGCCAGGCAAGGGCCCAAAAACAACAGCAGCAAUGUGAGCUUGCUGCUGCUGUUGGCGGCAGCAGCAAUGCCCACAAUGAUAAAUGCAACAGCAACAUUAAUUGCAACGACAACGGCAACAUCGAAUGAGCGACGGCCGCAGGCAACAUCAGAGCACAUUAAGUCAAUAUCUGCCAAUGGCAUUGACAGCGACUUGUUGCCCUCCAUGGCGGCCGUAGAUGAUGUCUACAUAGCCAACUUGGUGCAAAGCAACAACAACAACCUGGACAACAACAAACAUCAUCAACAUCAGCUGCAGCUGCACCACAACCAUAAGCAGUUGGGUCAGUUUGAGAACGAGCUGGAGGAGCAAGACGGGCAAGUGGAUGAGGCUAACUAUUCGCCGCCAGUUUUUGACUUUGGCAUGCCAAGGAAUAUAACAGCGCGAACUGGACACACCGCAGCCAUCAAUUGUCGCGUUGAGAAUCUGCGCGAUAAGUCGGUAUCUUGGAUAAGGAAACGCGAUUUGCACAUUCUGACUGCAGGCAUUUUGACUUACACAUCUGAUGAGCGCUUCAAGGUUGUACGCACCGCCGACUCCAAGGAUUGGACAUUGCAUGUGAAAUAUGCGCAGCCACGUGACAGCGGCAUCUACGAGUGCCAAGUGAAUACGGAGCCAAAGAUUUCGAUGGCAUUUCGCCUGAAUGUCAUAGUGACGCCGCCAGAUGCCAAAGCGAUUAUAGCCGGUCCAACGGACUUGUACGUUAAGGUGGGCAGCGUCAUAACGCUCACCUGCCAUGUGAAACAGCCGGCGACAUCGGCGCAGGAUAUUGGGCCAAUUUACUGGUAUCGCGGCGCCUACAUAUUGUCGCCUUUUGUGGCACACCCGAAUGAUGUAGCCAUCGACUUGCAACGCAUCUCAAUGGAAUCAACGCUCGGCGAGAAGCUGCAGAGCAGAUUACGAAUUGCGAAUGCCCAGCUGCUGGAUACGGGCAACUAUACGUGCAUGCCAACCACGGCGGAGGCAGCCAGUGUUGUGGUCAAUGUCAUUAAUGACGAGAGCCCCGCGGCCAUGCAAAAGAGCGAUGCCAAUGGCAGCUGCCUGAGGAGGAGCAGCAGCAUCCUCAACUCGAGUCUUGUGCUAAUGCUGGUGGCCAGCGCUGUGGUGCGAUGGCUGCUGGCGCGUGGAAGUGACAGUGACAGUCGCUCGAGCCACUCGAACUUGUACUUAGUGCAUAUCAAUUAUGAUGACAUCGACGCCAGUCCAGGCCAGCAGCAGCAGCAGCCGGAGACGGAGCCGGAGGCCACGAGCAGCGCUCUCUGCACUUUAUGAUAAUUAAGCCGCAGGCAAACGAGAGCGCUCCACUGUACAUAAUUUUAUAUUGAUAGAUAACGAUAAUUAAUAUGUGUAAAAUGCAAACUGACACACACACACACACACACAUAAACUUUGACAUUUAGUGUUAAUUUGAUGCAUAGCGUACAUAAACACUAAAAAUAGUUAUAAGCAAAAAAGUAAAAAAUGGCAUCAUAGCUGCUAAAAUUCAAUAAUUACAAAUGUAAUUGCA
Drosophila busckii is the source of this 2191-nucleotide messenger RNA. RefSeq lists its product as uncharacterized. The record is from RefSeq and is a predicted model, not a curated record. Gene Ontology annotation, cellular component: neuron projection membrane. The transcript has 8 exons. The coding region runs from base 640 to 1956 and encodes 438 amino acids. Gene Ontology annotation, biological process: synapse organization. Lineage: Eukaryota; Metazoa; Arthropoda; Insecta; Diptera; Drosophilidae.